Nelumbo nucifera (sacred lotus) is the source of this 2281-nucleotide messenger RNA. RefSeq names its product expansin-A13-like. NCBI's taxonomy places the organism in Eukaryota, Viridiplantae, Streptophyta, Magnoliopsida, Proteales, Nelumbonaceae. Gene Ontology annotation, cellular component: extracellular region. Gene Ontology annotation, biological process: plant-type cell wall organization. The record is from RefSeq and is a predicted model, not a curated record.
UAGGGCUCCACAACAAGGGUAUCUCAUCUCCGAAAUCUAUAAUCCCCAAUGAAUACGGAUUAGCUGAACAUGAUGGUUGUUCAGUGGGCUGUAGAACCAAUAAUAAGGGUGAUGUUUGGCAUCCGUGAUGAUACCUCACACCUGAUUUUUUGAAAAUCAGUGAUUACUGAAAUCAAUGAUUUUCCAAAAGUUAUCUUUUUUUGUGAUUUGGUAUCAUUUCCUCCAUAUCAACCAAUAUUUUAGAAAUCACUUUUGAGAAUGUUUGGUAUUGAUUUUUAAGCAUAAAAGCACACCUCGCCCAUACUACACAGGAUGCCACCUCACCCAUACUACACAGGAUGCCACCUCACCCAACAAAAUUCAGAAUCGCCUGAAAAUCGGGAAAUCAUCGAAUGUUACGAUGAUCCCUCACUCAGGCCGAUUUUAAGGAUUGAUUUUUUUUGCUGAUUUCUCAAAAAUCGGCAUAAUUAGCCAACCAAACAGAAAAAAAAAAAAAAAAUCACUGAUCUUUCUUCAAAUGUUGAUGUGAAUCCGAUGAUAAAUUCAUGGACACUAUAUCAUUCGUUCCACAACCCGCUGUAAAAAUACGGAUCCCAUCUAAUCCUUGCUCAGUUCAGUGCAAGAGGAUUCAAUCCCAAUCUCCGCUACACCCAUCUGCAAACCUUACCAAUCAGCCAAUCUUGUUCCAGCAUCUAUAUAUCAGGUACGUGAAGCAGGGCCCAUAUCCAGCUAGUGGGCUGAGCAGGUUUGUAGUUACUUAGUACUUAGUACCAGACCAGCUGUGAUGUUGUCGGGUCAAAUCAGGUCCGUCCACCUCGUCCUACCCAUUUAACCGCCUUAUAAUACUGAUAAGCCUUUAUAAUUAUAAUAGAAUAAUGGGUCAAUCCAGUGGACCAAAAGCUAUAAGCCCAAGUAUCCAAGCCCAUCCACUAAAUCAACCUCAAAACCCACGAUUCGAAGCUUCCUAUAGUCCCUAGACCCUAGUGCUUGCCCCUCUCUCUCUCUCUCUCUGAAACACACAAAAUACAGAAACCACUAAAACAAGAAAGAGCAGGGAAACAGAGCACAAACAAAAAUGUCAGCAAAACUCAUUCACACAUUACCAUUUCUAUACGCAGUGGUCCUGUCAUGGAGAGUAGCUGAUGCUGUCUACUCUUCUGCAUCCCCACGUUCAUACUCCUCCUCUCCAUCCACAAUGACCGAGUGGCGAUCCGCUCGCGCCACCUACUACGCCGCGUCCGACCCUAGGGACGACGUCGGAGGAGCCUGCGGCUACGGGGACCUGGUCAAGAGCGGCUACGGCAUGGCCACCGUCGGGCUGAGCACCGCCCUCUUCGAGCGUGGCCAGAUCUGCGGCGCCUGUUUCGAGCUCCGCUGCGUCGACGACCUGCGAUGGUGCAUCCCGGGGACUUCCAUCAUUGUCACCGUCACCAACUUCUGCGCCCCCAACUACGGCCUGCCGUCCGACGGUGGCGGCCACUGCAAUCCUCCCAACAAACACUUCGUCCUCCCCAUCGAGGCCUUCGAGAAGAUCGCUAUCUGGAAAGCUGCCAAUAUGCCCAUUCAGUAUCGCAGGAUGAAGUGCAGAAAGGAGGGUGGGAUCCGGUUCCGGAUUGAUGGAUCGGGUUACUUCUAUUCGGUGCUGAUCAGUAAUGUUGCUGGUGCUGGUGAUGUAGUGGCUGUGAAAAUUAAGGCGUCAAGAACAGGGUGGCUUCCAAUGGGGAGGAAUUGGGGGCAAAACUGGCAUGUGACUGCUGAUUUGAAAAACCAGCCACUGUCAUUUGAAGUCACCACUAGUGAUGGGGUCACUGUUGUGUCUUACAAUGUUGCACCCAAAGAUUGGAGCUUGGGACAGACCUUUGAAGGCAAGCAAUUUGAGUCAUAGAACACAAUGAUACUAAGCAAAACAACUACAGGGAAGAAAAAUUAAGCAAAUAUUUUUUGUCUAGAAGACAAAGGCUGUAAGGAUGGAAAAGAGUUUCUUUUUGAACAUAGAUAUUAGGAGGGAAGGGAUGGGAUUAAUUAUUUGGGUCCUUGUAUUGAGGUACUAGUUUUGCAGAUAUCAGCUGGAGCAUUCAUGGCUUCAGAUAUGAUCACGGAGAAGUUUUAUAGAGGAUACGGUAUCGCAAUGCUGAAGUAAAGAGCUUCGGCAAUGCUGAUAUCGGUGAAUGUAUUUAGGGUUUGAUGUUUCAAACUUGAUUCUUGUGGCAUAAUUGAAACAUUGUAAUAUCAACACAGAUUAGUAUCUUGGAUAUGAUAAGAAUUUCAUUUUUCUUCCUUC